UGAUGGUAAGUCUGAUAUUUUAUGUCGCGAUACGACGUCCUAGGCAGGCGCGUGCUGAGGGCGCUGCGCGCUGCGUCCGCUGAUCUGGCACGCGAACGAGAACAUCCCGAGGUACCACAGGCCGCUCUCUGCUUCACUUGCGGCGACAUUUUCGCUCUACUUCCUGUCCCGUUCCGCUGCGCAGCGCCAUUGAGCCGGCGCUACCUGGCAAUGCCCUUUUCUCCACCUGCUGUGCUCGUCCGACUGCUUUUGAUCUGCUGGUUCGUCGUCUUGUCGCCGAUGGAUGUGCGCAGCGAUGUGCAGCGCUCGUAUUGUGAUGUGUGCUUCUGAUCUGCUGAAUCUCUGCUUUGCUGGUCUGCUCUUGUCGCCGCGUCGCGUUACGGUGUGGGCAACAGCGUCACUUCCGACGCUGCGCACGUCCUCUUUCUUCCUUCCCUUUCCCGCCAUCGCUGCUCAAGAUGUCCAACAAUGCUGCGCGGUUCGCGGCGGUCGAUGCCUCUCACGGCCACCUUCUUUCAACGCUCAGCGAGACAGAAAAGUCGCUACUGGGCCUGCCGUACGCUGCGAAUGAGCCCGCUCUCGUAAGGGCGAGGCUGCGAGCGAGACGCCUCUUCCUACGCUACAACCAGACGGGGCCGUCAACCCACGACCCUGCGGACCUACCUUCCGGCCAGAAGCCCCAAGGCAUUGGUGGAUCAGACGACGACGGUGCAGAGGUGGCGCCCGGCGUCAACAGCGAGGAGCGACGACACUUGCUGGCCGAGCUGUUUGGCAUCAGCUUCGAGCAGACUGCUCAGGUCGAGGUCGAGCCUCCCUUCUAUUGCGACUACGGCACCAACAUCAAGCUCGAAGGUUCGUGGUACACCAAUUUCAACACCGUCAUUCUCGACUGCUCUGAGGUCAGCAUCGGUACGGGCGUACUCUUUGGUCCAAAGUGAGGACGGCGAGGCGUGCUGCGCGACGCUCAAUUCCUCGGCGGCUGACCUUUCCCUCCGCCCGCUCGCGCAGCGUCUCCAUCUACUGUGGCACCCACACCACCGCCUUGCCCGAACGUCAGGCUGGUCUCGAGCGUGCUCUUCCCGUGAAGAUUGGUCGUGACAGCUGGAUCGGCGGAGGAGUGACCAUC
Messenger RNA from Jaminaea rosea, 1126 nucleotides. RefSeq lists its product as hypothetical. The record is from RefSeq and is a predicted model, not a curated record. The transcript is spliced from 2 exons. Bases 459 to 938 code for a protein of 159 amino acids. Gene Ontology annotation, molecular function: acetyltransferase activity. NCBI's taxonomy places the organism in Eukaryota, Fungi, Basidiomycota, Exobasidiomycetes, Microstromatales.